This is a messenger RNA of Gossypium raimondii (Peruvian cotton), 4692 nucleotides long. RefSeq names its product ethylene-insensitive protein 2. The transcript has 8 exons. Gene Ontology annotation, molecular function: manganese ion transmembrane transporter activity; cadmium ion transmembrane transporter activity. The record is from RefSeq and is a predicted model, not a curated record. Bases 566 to 4420 code for a protein of 1284 amino acids. Gene Ontology annotation, biological process: ethylene-activated signaling pathway; metal ion transport. Gene Ontology annotation, cellular component: membrane. NCBI's taxonomy places the organism in Eukaryota, Viridiplantae, Streptophyta, Magnoliopsida, Malvales, Malvaceae.
UUUUUUUCUUUCUUUUUCUCUCUCUCUGUUUGUGUGGAAAAAAAUAAAGAAAAUGGUGUCAUAAAAAGAAGAAGAAAGCAUCUUCUUCAAAGAUUUACUCUGUUAAAACCCCCAUACUUUUGACAGAGAUUGCCAGAGAAAAGGAUAGCAAAUAAAGCUUUAAGAAAACAACCUUUCAUGAACUUCACCACAAAGGUGCAUUUGAAGGACGGUUCGUUGUUAUUGUCUUGAUUACGACUGAGAGUAUCUUUCGUUUAUGCUGGUUCAAGUCAAUUUCUUGCCUAAGGUCUUGACAGUAGCGUGUUAAUAAAUUGGAUUUCAAGCAUUAAAUCGGGAUAUCAUAAUUGCAGCUAGUGCUGGAAUGUAAAGUGCAUUUAGAUCCCUGCUAGUCGUGCUGUUGCAUAUACAUUCGUUUGCUAGUUAAGCUUCUAGAAAAUGGGCUAGAUGUGCAUAUCAUCUUGAGGUUUAGUUUUCAUGAACAACCGUGUAAUUGUGUAGUUCGUUGAAGCGUUUACGGUUCUUUUUUGCUAUUCCGAAGUGUUGUUGUGAUUUGUAAUUUAGCAGCAUGGAAGCCGAGGCAGGGAAUGUGAACCUCCAACCUGGUGGUGUUUAUCGGUUGCUUCCUGCUGUUUUACCUGUUCUUCUAAUAGCGAUCGGGUACAUCGACCCAGGGAAGUGGGUUGUAACUAUCGAAGGAGGUGCUCGUUUUGGUUUUGAUUUGGUAAUCCCAAUGCUUCUUUUCAAUUUCGCUGCCAUUUUGUGUCAAUACCUAUCGGCUAGAAUCGGUAUAGUCACCGGAAAAGAUCUUGCUCAGAUUUGCUGUGAUGAGUACGAGAAAACGACUCGAAUUUUCUUAGGAGUUCAAGCAGAGCUUUCCAUGAUUGUAUUAGACCUUACUAUGGUUUUGGGUGUUGCACACGGGAUAAAUCUUCUCUUUGGGAUUGAUUUGUCAACAAGUGUUUUUUUAGCUGCUCUCGAUGCUGUUUUAUUCCCGGUUUUCGCCUCUCUCUUGGAUCACUGCAGGGCAAGUUUACUAUGCAUGUAUGCAGCUGGUUUCGUAUUGCUUUCUUAUGUUUCCGGAGUGCUCAUCGGUCAACCCGAAAUUUCUCUUACCAUGGCUGGGAUGCUAACUAAGUUGAGUGGCGAGAGUGCAUUUGCGUUGAUGAGUCUCCUUGGAGCAAGCAUCAUGCCCCAUAAUUUUUAUCUACAUUCUUCUAUUGUUCAGCAGUAUCAAGGACCGUCAAAUAUUUCAAAGAGUAUCUUAUGCCACAACCAUUUCUUUGCCAUCGUAUGCGUCUUCAGUGGCCUUUUUCUCGUAAAUUACUUGCUGAUGAACUCGGCCGCAAAUGUCUUCCAUAGUGCCGGCCUCGUCUUGCUCACUUUUCAAGAUGCUAUGUCACUACUCGAACAGGUGUUUAGGAAUGGAGUACUGUCCAUAAUCUUUAUGCUGGUUAUGUUCUUAUCGAAUCAAAUUACUGCAUCAACCUGGAAUCUCGGAGGGCAAGUUGUUUUGCACGGUUUCCUCGGGCUUGAAAUACCGGGUUGGCUUCAUCGUGCAACAAUCAGAAAUAUUGCAUCGGUUCCGGCUCUUUAUUGUGUUUGGACUUCCGGAGUCGAAGGGAUAUAUCAGUUGCUUAUCUUCACUCAGGUUAUGAUGGCUCUUUUACUUCCAUCAUCAGUGAUCCCUCUCUUUCGGGUUGCUUCAUCGAGACCGAUCAUGGGUGUCUAUAAGAUAUCUCCAGUUGUUGAGUUUCUGGCACUGACUACAUUCAUGGGGAUGCUCGGGUUAAAGAUAAUAUUCGUGGUAGAAAUGAUUUUUGGGGAUAGUGAUUGGGCCAGUAAUUUGAGAUCGAAUGCUGGUAUUAGCAUGUCUGUUCCGUUUGUUGUUCUUCUCGUAACUGCUGGUGCAUCGUUUUCUUUGAUGCUUUGGUUAGCUGCUACUCCUUUAAAAUCCGCUAGUUCCUUGUACGAAGUUCAAGCAUGGAAAUGGGACUUGAAUAGAACUGUUCCCGAGGCAGCUAUAAAGAGAGAAGAAACUGGUUUAAGUGAAACUAGAUAUCAUGGAGAUGGACCUGCUCGUAUCGGGGAAAGAUCAUCAAUACCCGAAAAGUCUACUGAGAGUAGUUUGGAUUUAUCUUCUUCGGAUUAUGAUCUCGAUUUGCCCGAAACAAUUAUGGAGUCUGACCAGGAAAUAUGUUUGAGUACUGUUAACGAGAACUCUUCUAAUAUUAUACAGCCUAGUCCCUCUGUUUGUAGCACCGAGGAGUCAGUAUCUAUAACUGAUCCAGCUUCAACGGUAGUUAACGAGGCUGCUGGCGAUGAUUUGCCGAGCACUAAAACUCCACAGAUUGAAUCGACGAAUCCCAUGGAGAGAACAGUGAGUUUAGAGGGAGAUCUCCUGAUCGAUGACCUCGGAGAAACUUGGGAGCCCGAAGAGCCAUCAAAACCUCCUUCGGGAAGUAUCUCGUCAUUAACAUCGGACGGCCCUCCUUCAUUCCGGAGUCUCAGUGGGAAAAACGAUGACUGUGGGAGUGGUACCGGAAGUCUCUCUAGAUUAGCCGGAUUAGGUCGUGCUGCAAGGCGUCAAUUAGCUGCCAUUCUUGAUGAAUUUUGGGGACAACUAUACGAUCUUCACGGCCAACCUACCCAAGAAGCAAAGAAACUCGAUGUAUUAUUAGGUAUUGAUUCUAAGCUCGUAAAAGUGGAUACUACCGGGAAAGAACAUGGUGGGUAUUUCCCUUCAGUAGGAGGAAGAACAUCCGAUACACUGAUCAGUUCAAGUCCGUAUGUGUAUUCAAGAGGAUCAUCUCCAAUGUGGUCAAGUCACAUGCAAUUAUUAGAUGCUUAUGUUCAAAAUUCGCGCCGUAAUGUUGAUUCUGGUGAAAGGAGGCACUCUAGUUUACGAACUGCAAUGUCUGGUGACACAUGGGAUUAUCAACCAGCUACGGUACACGGAUAUCAAAUGAAAUCUUAUCUGAAUCGAAUUGCGAAAGAUAGAAACUCCGAUAGCUUUAAUGGUCAAAUGGAGUUACAAGCACCGAAUUCUCCAGCCCUCGGACCUACAAAUUAUCGAAACUCCAUGGCUUUGACAUUAGAGCAAAAAUUGCAAAACAGGAUAACUCCUGCUCACGAACCCGGAUUUCAGAAUGUUGCGGUUUCUAUAAAUAGCCCGUUACAAUCUGAAGGAUCUUAUUAUAACAUUGGCUCGCCUGGAACUAAUGAUAAUUCUGGGAUAUCUGUCAAUACAAAGAAGUAUCAUAGCUUACCAUCCAUAUCAGGGCUCUCUGUUCCUCAUCGGGGCCUAUACAUGUCCGAGAAGAAUGCUCCAUGGGACAGUUCCAAUGGAUAUGGACCGGCUGCUGGUCAGCCUAUGUUUUCAAAUGCCGGGUCAAGGACCAGAGUUCCAUUGGUCUUUGAUGAGCUUUCUCAACCAAAGGGCUAUCAAGAUGCUUUUCCAGUACAGUUGAGUUCAAGUCCAGGCAGUGGAUCCCUUUGGUCUCGACAACCUUUUGAACAGUUUGGUGUAGCUGAGAAGAAACGAACUGCUGGUAGUGAAGUACCUGGAAGUGGGUUGAACUCAAUGUCAUGGGAUACAGCUUCUGGCAUGGAUUUAGAGUCCAAGCUUCUUCAAUCUUUCCGACAUUGUAUAGUAAAGCUCUUGAAAUUAGACGGGUCCGACUGGUUAUUUAGACAAAAUGAUGGAGCCGACGAGGAUUUAAUCGAUCGUGUAGCCGCAAGGGAGAGGUUUCUUUACGAUGCUGAAGCUAAACAGAUGAACCAGGCUAUUUGUACGGGCGAAUCUCAAUACUCAUCUCCAGAAAAGAAGUACGGUUCAACACUGAAGAGCAACGAGGCAAGUCUCGCCAACAUUUUAAUUUCAUCUGUUCCUCAGUGUGGCGAGGGCUGCAUUUGGAAAGCCGAUUUAAUAAUAAGCUUUGGCGUAUGGUGCAUUCAUCGGAUCCUUGAUCUUUCGCUGAUGGAAAGCCGACCCGAGCUGUGGGGAAAAUACACUUACGUUCUUAAUCAUCUCCAGGGUGUCAUAGAUCCGGCAUUUUCGAAACCCCGUUCCCCAAUGUUACCCUGCUUCUGCCUUCAAAUCCCGGCAGAUUACCAGCAAAGGUCGAGUCCUCCAGUUUCAAACGGAAUGUUGCCCCCAACCGCGAAACCUGGCCGGGGCAAGUGUACGAAUGCAGCCACACUCUUGGAUAUAAUCAAGGACGUUGAGAUCGCUAUUUCUUGCCGGAAAGGUCGAUCGGGCACUGCUGCCGGCGACGUAGCUUUCCCGAGGGGAAAAGAGAACUUGGCUUCUGUUCUUAAACGCUACAAACGCAGAUUGUCCAAUCUAGUUGGCACACAUGAAGGCCUCGGUUCACACAAGGUCCCUACAUCAGCUCCUCUGUCGGCUUCUUAUGGAUCAUAGCUUCCGUUCUAGUUCUACUCACCGAGAUUCACAGUUGUCAAGCUGUUCGGUUUUCAGAGGCAAUUCGAGCACCAAAUCACGUCUCAUGAGACUGCCAAAACCGACCCCUCUUCCCCUUUCUCAUGUGUAUUAAAAGUUAGACCUGAUAAUGUUAUUUCCAUGUAUGUUUAUAUAUAUACAUAGGAAUGGGAGUUGUUAACUGGGUGUGUAAUUGCAGAAGAACUAAAAGAAAAUGGGUUGAAAGGAAAAAAAAAAGUAGAAAUUGGUCUAAA